AUGUACACAGAUAGCUUUUCCGCCACUGCACUCUUCGACGUCCUCCACACUACUGUCGAUGAGUUUUCCAAAUACCCUACAGUUACACACCACGAAAUCCACCUCAUCGUAUACAAGUCGCCAUCUACGAACAGCGGUUUAGAGUUUGUUAUCACUAUGCAGUGUGAAACUUUCACUCUGGGCCUGAAAGCUCUUCUAGGACGAAUGCAGGGCCAGUUGGGCAGUAGUAUCGCAUGGGCUAGAGAGGCCACAAAGAAGUCUCGUGAUGAGAUCAUCCACUCCGAUUCUGAUGGAUGCGCGAUCAGCAUCGGAACCCUACUCAGAGAGAAGCGAAACGACAGGAUCAGACGUGCUUUGGGUGAUCUGUGGGUAAACGUUCGUAAGUAG
Messenger RNA from Alternaria conjuncta, 387 nucleotides. RefSeq lists its product as uncharacterized. The coding region runs from base 1 to 387 and encodes 128 amino acids. NCBI's taxonomy places the organism in Eukaryota, Fungi, Ascomycota, Dothideomycetes, Pleosporales, Pleosporaceae. The record is from RefSeq and is a predicted model, not a curated record. The transcript has 2 exons.